UAAAACUUAAAACAAUAUCCCCGAGGAACAGACACUUUUGAAGGGUGGCGCGUAUGAUUGCUGCCUUGCGUGUUCGGCUUAGAAGUAGUGGGAUAUUGACAUUUCAACCAUAACUCCCAGUGAACAGUCGCCCAGGGAACCCGCGUGGCCUGUGUUUGGCGCAAAAAUCGAAAAUUCUCAUCGUAGUAAAACCAAUUAUGACCCCUAUUGACCAAAUCCUGGAUGAUUUGACAAUAUUUCAUGAGCGCGGGGGACUCAUGGGGGUACCGUUGUGUAUAAAUGGAAACAAAAAUAUGAAACGAACGAAGCCAAUCGCUAAUAGUUUUCACCCUUUUGGAUUUCGCAGUCGGCUCAAGGAGAAGAGAAGCAGGUUGACCGUUGUCAGAGCUUUAUUUUAUCCGGAAUCCGCGAUUCAAGAGGCAAAGCGGCAGAGUGGAACGAUUCCCGUGGACCCGGGGCACUUGAACAUUGAAGAGAAAAAGGAGUGGUCUGACCUGUAA
Molecule: messenger RNA, 500 nt
Organism: Dendronephthya gigantea
Lineage: Eukaryota; Metazoa; Cnidaria; Anthozoa; Malacalcyonacea; Nephtheidae
Exons: 2
Coding region: 198-500 (100 amino acids)
Source: RefSeq, a predicted model, not a curated record